This is a messenger RNA of Cynara cardunculus var. scolymus (artichoke), 517 nucleotides long. Its product is annotated as EPIDERMAL PATTERNING FACTOR-like protein 9. The record is from RefSeq and is a predicted model, not a curated record. Gene Ontology annotation, biological process: positive regulation of stomatal complex development. Lineage: Eukaryota; Viridiplantae; Streptophyta; Magnoliopsida; Asterales; Asteraceae. The transcript has 3 exons. The coding region runs from base 44 to 325 and encodes 93 amino acids.
CCUUCCCUUCAACUGCAAGCCUAUCUACAUUACCAGAGCAACAAUGGCCUACCCCAACUUACUCUUCUAUUUCAUUUGGGCUACAAUUGUGCUUCAAGGGGUUUCGGGGGACUUUUCAAUGUCAAGAAGACAAUUACAGGAAAGGAGCAACGUAUGGAUAGGCAAGAAUUCAUCGCGACAAUCAGUGAUUGGUUCGGUGAUGCCGACUUGUACAUACAACGAAUGUCGGGGGUGUAAGUACAGGUGCAAAGCUGAGCAAGUUCCGGUUGAAGGAAAUGAUCCAAUAAAUAGCGCAUACCAUUAUCGAUGUAUCUGUCAUAGGUAAUUCUAUGCUGAAAUUUUUGAACUCUAUAGGUUUAGGAAGUUUCUUUAGACGGUUUUUGUUGUCCGUGAGAAUUUUCUAAAGCCGAUUUUGACAUCAGAUACAAGCCUAGAUUUGUUAUAUUUCAUGUAUUGAUAGUACCAUCUUUGUUAGAUUGAUAUUUUUGGCAACUUUUAUGCAUUCCUUCGAAAUGUC